This is a messenger RNA of Cylicostephanus goldi, 336 nucleotides long. Lineage: Eukaryota; Metazoa; Nematoda; Chromadorea; Rhabditida; Strongylidae. The record is from the annotation of a GenBank genome assembly.
GUGCCUUUGCCCUCGCUGAUGAACGUGCUCUUCACCCAUGAACCGCGACUUUCUCUCGCUGGUCCAGUAUUUUUCUCUUCGUGCAUAAAGCUUGUCGCUCUAUGCUGGGGUUUGGUGAAGUUCACGAAACUACGCUUCUUUUGGCCAUGUCUUCCACUUAAUCCGAAGCACGAUACACGAGAGAAUGUUCGGCGAUGCUUUACGCUGAAUCUCUAUCGCUGUACGAUGAUAGCCGUGAACAUCUGCCACAUAUUAGCUAUAUACAUCGUCAUAUCAAACAUAAUUGCGAGUAGGAACGGUGGACGCCCAAUCGUCGUCAAAGAUGAGCCAGCUUGA